AUUUUCCAACACAAAUCAUCAAUCACUCUUAUUACGUGUUUUAUUUUUAUUUAUAAGUUAAAACAUACUCAAAUGGAAUCUUGAUUCAUCUUAUUGUAAAGUUUAUUAAUGUUAACUUUUUAUAAUUUUUACUCAAGUACAUUUAGAGAUAUUUAAGAUUGAAAACGUGCAUUGGUAAAUGUGUCAAAACCAAAUGGGACAUUUAAAGUGAAUAGGAGAAAAUACAAUUUUUAGGAUAUGGACUUGUUGUUUUAAGGUCGUCUCAUCGUGAAGCAGUCUUUCACUAGAGUAGCACAGAUAUUUUAAGUUGCUAAAUACUUGACAUACGUUUAUUGUGAACUUUUGGUUGUUGAACCAGCCCUAUUGCAUGCUUUAAACUAUUUCAUUUGAUUCUUUUUUCAGUAUAGAUCUAGAUUUCCAUUCUAAACACUUCUCCUGCACAAGAAACUUCUUGUUCUAAGAUAAACAAACACUGAUCAUAGCCAACCAUGGCCGCUUUUACUGCUCUAUCGCUACUUACAAUGGCGCUGAUACCUUCCGCCAUUGCUGUCCAUACCCCUAUAACAAAUCAAACCCUUACUACUGCUAUCGAAGAAAUGCAAAGAGCUAACUACUUCACAUUUGUCAUGCUCCUUAACAUGGUUCCGACAGACAAAAUCCCGAGCAACAUCACCUUCUUGAUGCCCAACAAUCGGUUACUAGCAAAAGCUGUGAUACCUGAAAAUGAAGUUAUCGACUUCUUGCUUAGACACUCUAUUUCGGCUCCUUUAAGGUUUGACUAUUUACAACGAUUCCCAUCUGGCUCGAUAAUUCCUUCAUCAAAGCCCGAAUUCAUGCUUAAGGUCCUUAACAAUGGACGAAAAAGGUUUUAUCUAAAUGGUGUUAAGGUUAUUAGCCCUGAUAUUUGUGUUGCUGGGUCAUCAAUCAGGUGUCAUGGGAUAGAUGGGGUGUUGCAGGAUGUUAACAAAACACCUUCACUGCCUACUACUCCGUUGUCUCCGACAUCUGCGCCUGCGUCACUACCUGCUUUCGACUUGGCUCCUGCUGCUACUCCUCAACCCGAUGGCUCGAUUUUACCCCCUCACAACGCUGGAUCGUCUCAUUUGGAUUUUGGCCAGAGUUUAUUAUGGUAUUUGUUAUACUGGGUUUUGUUGUCAAUAGUGUGGUUCUAUUUAUAGUAAUUUUAAAGUUGAAACAUAUGCUGUUAUAGCAUGUAGAAUCGUAGGAUCGGAGUAUGAUUCACUUAUCCCUAAUACUGUUGAUUUGAGUUUCGAUUUUUCAUUGAUUUCAUAGUUGUGCUAUAUUUUUUGCAUAAUUUAUCAUAUUAAGCAAGCAAAUGAAUUGCUAUAUGCACCAAUGAGUGGCAUUCUUCAUAUAACAAUUUUUAAGUUUACGGGAAUUGACAUGUUUCGUGAGAGGCGGGUCUUGGGCCAUAUAAAAAAACUCGAACCCCAUUUAGUCGGGUGAAUUUGAAGGGCAACGGAGAAGUAGCUAUCAUUUAGAUUAAUAUUGUUAUAACGUGAUACUUCAAACUUAAGACCUCUUGCUAACGCGGGCUCUCAAAACUUUAAUAAGCUAGUUUAUCUCUUAAACUUUCAAGUACAUCUCUUACAUUAUGGAGUAUUGUUGAUGGACAAAUUCUUGGCCAAAAGUUGGUAAACUAAUAUUGACAAAGAAAAAUAAGGUUUAAGAGAAGGAUAGAGAUAAAAA
Amaranthus tricolor (Joseph's coat) is the source of this 1710-nucleotide messenger RNA. Its product is annotated as FAS1 domain-containing protein SELMODRAFT_448915. The coding region runs from base 489 to 1178 and encodes 229 amino acids. The transcript has a single exon. The record is from RefSeq and is a predicted model, not a curated record. Lineage: Eukaryota; Viridiplantae; Streptophyta; Magnoliopsida; Caryophyllales; Amaranthaceae.